AUGGAUCUCUACACCGGUUUUGAUCUGGUUCCACGCCUACCCGAAAGUAUAGAAGAUCAGAAGAGCUGGGAGUGCUUCAUCCAAGCCGUCAAAGAACACUACCAAAACGAUGAUUUGGUAGAAGCAAAACAGAACUGUAUCACCGUCAAAGUAGACCGGGGUCUUGUUCUUCCAUUUGAGGGCCAUGAGCUUCUGCGAUUUUGUUCGGAAAUUUCUGUUCGUCAUGCUGAAGGGGUCGAGAAUCAUCUAAAUACGAUUACUCGGAUUGCAGAGAAACACUUUGGCUCUCGAGCCAAUGUUUACGAUUUACGAAAGUCUUUUGAGCAGCCGGGUGAACCAAAUGCUUCAGCUGGCAUUGAUUCUGAUAUGCCCAAGAACCAUUCACAGACUGUAAAGGAUUCGGAGAUAUUCAGCAUCGAACAGGUGCCAGGAAAAUAA
Botrytis fragariae is the source of this 438-nucleotide messenger RNA. RefSeq lists its product as uncharacterized. The transcript has 3 exons. The record is from RefSeq and is a predicted model, not a curated record. Bases 1 to 438 code for a protein of 145 amino acids. NCBI's taxonomy places the organism in Eukaryota, Fungi, Ascomycota, Leotiomycetes, Helotiales, Sclerotiniaceae.